AUGGACGACGACGAUCACGACGAUUUCCUUGACGACAUUCUUGGCGACGAUGAAACCGAAGAGAGUGUAGGACAAAUGCUGGACGCCGUCAACUCGAGUGCCAUGGACGACGAUGACGAUGAUGACGACUCCUUGGACGGCCUUUUAGACUCGGCACCCAAUUCUCCAGCAAAGGAAAGCAAGCCAACGGUGGAUCCCAAUUCACUGAGUCUGACGCAAGCAGCUGCCAUUGCUUCGGGUUAUGUGGAACAUGAUGACAUGUUGGACGAUCUAUUGGCCAGUCCUGCGGCAUCCAAAGCAUCGGAAAAGGAUGUGGAAAGUUUUCCAGACGAAGAAGAAGAAGAAAAACCCGAUCAACCAGAUUUGGGAGAAAUUACUAGAGGUUCCUUUGUAUCCAAGGAGAUUUCCGACAUGGAAGAUGCCUUGGAUGGCGCUUUAGAACCAUCGGAAAAGGAUUCGGACGAUUCCGAGGAUGAUGACAGUGAUGUUUUGCACGGAAACUUGGAUGAUUUGGAUUUGGGUGACUUUGAGGCGCAACCUGAUGAAAAACCUGAUGAAGAAGAACCACCUAUGGAACCUGUCGAAGUGAAGGAUACUCCAAUGACAGAAGAAAAGAAGGAAAAGGAGGAGGAUGACGUCAAACCAGCGGAACCAGAAGUGACUGCUCCACCAACUCCUCCUGCCGCAACUGCUGCUGCUGAAGACGAGAAGUUUGAGACUCCAAUGUCACCCCUUACACAUGAAGAUGAAUCUGAAUUUGAUGACUUUGAUGCCUUCCUUGACGACGCCCUAGAAGUACCAGAACCUGCUCCAGCUCCAACACCGGCACCUGCGCCUUCAAAACCAAAGUCAGAACCCAAAUCAAAACCAAAGUCAGCGCCCACUACGACGAAACCCAAGCCAGCUCGCAAGCCAACAGUUCCAGUCGUUUCCCGAAAACCAGCAGUUCCAAAGAUCAAACCCACAACUUCAUACAAACACGAUGAUCAACCCAUCGGCGACCUUAAAAAGCCCAAAAAGAAACCUCUUUCCUUUCUCUCCAAAAAGAAGACGACAACUCCUAGUGGCAAUGGAGAAAAGAAAAAGUCGGGAGGCAAAAAGGGUUUCAUUUCUACUAUCAGCCGCUGGUCCAACCGCAGCAAAGAUACUUCCAAAAAACCAACUUCGACCAAAAAGACGUUCAGCUCCAACCGCAGCGUUGCCACCAGCGUUGCUACCGCCCGUAGUACUGCUAGCGGCAAGAAUGCAAUGACUUCUGGUGGAUCUGUAUGUAGCAUUGUUAACCAAACACAAACAAAAUCACGCGGCAGUGAUAUCAUACAGUGCGGCGUCCAGUUCAAUCCCUUUGUUCAUGGCUUUCGAGCAGCCUGCGAUCUCUGUGUUCACUUUUUGUCCGACAAGGAAACCUUUAAAUUCCUCGAGACGGGACGAUCGCCCCGGGUCAUGCAGACGCGAGGAGGAUGUUGCACGGAUUGUCAAGUGUUCCCACGGCCGCCCAGCGGACCAGGGAUUCGACUAUGUCGUCAGUGUUAUUACAAUUCUCAUCGGGAUGUCUUUCAAAAGUAUGUGCACGAGCAUAAUGUUCUGCAAACACUAAGUACAUGA
Cylindrotheca closterium is the source of this 1605-nucleotide messenger RNA. NCBI's taxonomy places the organism in Eukaryota, Bacillariophyta, Bacillariophyceae, Bacillariales, Bacillariaceae. The record is from the annotation of a GenBank genome assembly.